Miniopterus natalensis is the source of this 3819-nucleotide messenger RNA. RefSeq names its product sperm associated antigen 5 (gene SPAG5). Lineage: Eukaryota; Metazoa; Chordata; Mammalia; Chiroptera; Miniopteridae. The record is from RefSeq and is a predicted model, not a curated record. Gene Ontology annotation, biological process: cell division; regulation of attachment of spindle microtubules to kinetochore.
GAAACGGGGAGCAGUUUUAAAUGAAGAUGGCGGGUGAACUAGCCGUCACCUCUUGGGUCCGCUAGGUGGUCGUUCUGUAUUCUGGGUUGAAGAUGUGGCGGGUGAAAAAACUGAGCCUGUCGCCUUCGCCCCAACCGGGAAAACCAACUAUGAGAACUCCUCUCCGAGAACUUAACCUGCAGCCCGGUGCCCUCACCAGCUCUGGAAAAGGGCCGCAGAUAUGCUGCUCGCUGACCCCAUCGCUGUGCAAACUGGGGCUGCAGGAGGGCAGCAACAACUCAUCUCCACUGGAUUUUGAAAAUGCUAAGAUGACAGACUCCCCAUCAGAACAGUUCAGCCUUCUCUCAAGGUCGCUACCAGCUUGUCAACAUGAAUCAGAUGAGCAGCCCCUAAAUCUGACUCCCCAGAACAAUUCUACUCCCAAACCAUCUGAGGAAGCAGUAGACCCACUGCACAACAAUGUGGUUAAAGCCAUGGUCCUUGUACCCUCUCCAGGAGGGCAGCAGCAAGACAUCACACUUGAGGCCCAUUUAAAUACCAUGGCAGAAACAAACGGUUUUUCUCUAGAUGAGCCUUUGAGGCCAGGAGAUCUGUUGAGAAAGUGGGUGGAACCCUGCAGGGAAGAUAGCUUUUCAGAAGUUGUUCCUGCUAUGCCUGAGAAACUUACAUUUCAGGAUCCUCCAUACCAUCUUUUGGAGUAUCCACCAAAUCCCCGUUCUGAGCAACAGCUACACUGUUCCAAGGAAAGCCUGAAGGACAGUAGAACUGAGGCCGUGCCUGAGGACUUACUGUCUUCUGAAAGUAAUGCCUUCUUGCCUUCCUCCAUGCUCUGUCUUUCCCCUUCAACUGCCUUUGCAGCAGAUUUCCCUGUCAGUCAUGUAGACCCAGGGCAGGAAAUUGUAGAGCACAAAGCUGUAGAGGAAAGAGAAAUGAGCUUUUCCACAUUCCCUGAGGAGGCUGAAUUGAGAGAUCAAGCACUUGUCUCAAAUAUGCAAGGUAUUCCACCCACAUGCCUGACCCCAAAUUCAGGAGAAAUGGAAUCCCAGGCAGCUCCAGGCCCAGCAGUAGAAGAUGCUGGUAGACUUCUCAUCUCUGAUGCAGGACCUUGGAUGUCCCCAUUGUCCUGGCUGGAAAAAGGUGUAAAUACCUCAGUAAUGCUGGAAAAUCUCCGCCAGAGCUUAUCCCUUCCCUCUGUGCUUCAGGAUGCUGCAACUGGCACUGCUCCUUUCUCUACUUGCUCAGUGGGGACUUGGCUUACUCCCCCAGCACCACCACAGGAAAAGAGUACAAACACAUCCCAGACAGUCCUGGUGGGCACCAAGGACAGUACUUCUGAGAGGGAGCAUCUCCUAUGGGGGAACCAUCCUCCAGAUCUGACUGCCUUAUCUCGACACGACCUGGAAGAUAACCUGAUGAACUCUCUUGUCAUUCUGGAGGUUCUCUCCCGCCAGCUGCGGAAUUGGAAGAGCCAGCUGACUACCCCUCACCCAGAAGUUCAGGACAGUAGCACACAGACUGACACAACUGACACCUGUCCCAGUGGGAUAAGUAAGAAACUGCAGCAUCUUCGAGGGAGCCGAGAGAUUGAACAGACUUUGCAGCAGACCAGAAAUGUCAUGCAGUCAUGGGUGCUGGUCUCUAAGGAGCUGAUAUCCUUGCUUUACCUAUCUCUGUCGCACUUAGAGGAAGAUAAAACUACUGUGAGUCAGGAGUCUCGGCGCACAGAAACCUUAGUCUCCUGCUGUUUUGAUGUGUUGAAAAAAUUGAGGACAAGGCUCCAGAGCCUCAACACAGAAAGGGAGGAGGCAAAGCACAGAGAGGAAAUGGCCCUCAGAGGCAAGGAUGCGGCAGAGGCAGUGCUAGAGGCUUUCUGUGCACAUGCCAGUCAGCGCAUCAGCCAGUUGCAACAGGACCUGGCAUCCAUGAGGGAAUUCAGAGGACUCUUGAAGGAGACCCAGACCCAACUGGUAGGUCUUCAUACUGAGCAAGAAGAGUUGGCUCAGGAGACAGCAAGUCUUACUUCAAUCUUGCAACAAGACUGGAUAUCCAUGCAACUGGAUUAUAUAACAUGGACAGCUUUACUGAGCCGGUCUCGAGAACUCACAGAGAAACUCACAUCCAAGAGCCGGCAGACCCUACAAGAACGUGAUGCUGCAGUUGAGGAGAAGCAGCAGAUUUCCAGGGAGCUGGAACAAGUCUCUUCCCAGUUAGAGAACUGCAAAGGCCAAAUAGAACAACUGGAGUUGGAAAACAGUCGCCUAGCAACAGAUCUCCGGGCUCAGCUACAGAUUCUGGCCAGCAUGCAGAGUCAGCUAAAAGAGCUACAGAGUCAGCAUGCCCACUGUACCCAGGACCUGGCCAUGAAGGAUGAGUUGCUCUGCCAGCUUACCCAGAGCAAUGAGAAGCAGGCUACUCAGUGGCAAAAGGAAGAGAUGGCACUAAAACACGUGCAAGCAGAGCUCCAGCAACAACAUGCUGUUCUGGCCAAGGAGGUGCAGGACCUGAAGGAGACUCUGGAGUUUGCAGAUCAAGAGAAUCAGGUAGCUCACUUGGAGCUGGGCCAGGUUGAGUGUCAGUUGAAAACCACACUGGAAGUGCUACGGGAGCGCAGCCUGCAGUGUGAGGACCUCAAGGACACUGUAGAGAACCUGAAGGCUAAACUGGCUAGCACCAUAGCAGAGAAUCGGGAGAAAGACCUGGAGAAGACAUGCCAGUAUUCCCAAGAGCUAAAGGUGCUAACUGAGCAGCUACAGAGCCUGACCCUCUUCCUGCACACGAAACUAAAGGAGAAGCCUGAGCCGGAUACUCUCCUGAAAAGCACAGCCUGUGCUUCUGCCCAGGAACACCUUCCACCCACAGACAGCACCUUCUUGGGAAGCAUCUUGACAGCAAUGGCAGACAAAGAGCCAGAAUCAGCUCCUGUGUCCUUGCUUGGAAGUGACAAGAGUGCUUUCACCCGAGUUGCAUCAGUGGUUUCCCUUCAGCCUACAGAGACCCCAGGCAUGGAGAAGAGCCUGGAAGAAAUGAGUACUAUGACUCUGGAGCUUCAGAGCCUGUGUUCCCUGCUGCAAGACUCUAAAGAAGAAGCUGUCAGGACUCUGCAGCAAAAGAUUUGUGAUCUGCAGGCUAGGCUGCAGGCCCAGGAAGAACAGCAUCAGGAAGCCCAGAAGGCAAAGGAAGCGGACAUAGAGAAGUUGAACCAGGCCUUGUGCUUGCGCUACAAGAAUGAAAAGGAGCUCCAGGAAGUGAUACAGCAGCAGAACGAGAAGAUUUUAGAGCAAAUAGACAAGAGUGGCGAGCUCAUAAGUCUUAGAGAGGAGGUGACCCAGCUUACCCGCUCACUUCGGCGUGCGGAGACAGAGACUAAGGUGCUCCAAGAGACCCUGGCAGGCCAGCUGGACCCCAGCUCUCAGCCCAUGGCCACUAACUGGAUCCAGGAGAAAGUGUGGCUUUCCCAGGAGGUGGAUAAACUGCGGGUGAUGUUCCUGGAGAUGAAAAAUGAGAAGGAAAAACUCAUGGUCAAGUUCCAGAGCCAUAGAAACAUUUUGGAGGAGAAUCUUCGGCGCUCUGACAAGGAGUUAAAGAAACUAGAUGACGUUGUUCAGCAUAUUUACGAGACUCUGCUGUCCAUCCCAGAGGUCGUGAGGGGUUGCAAGGAGCUACAGGAAUUGCUGGAAUUUCUAAGCUAAGAAAUGAAAAGCUGGAGUCUGUUUUACCCCGUCUUUACCUAUAAUACUCCCCUACCCCAACACCAGGACCAAUUGGCAUAGAGCCAGCUGGGUUUAAUGCUAUUUAAAUAAAGUAUAUUUAAUAUGUUUC